Messenger RNA from Geodia barretti, 588 nucleotides. The record is from the annotation of a GenBank genome assembly. Lineage: Eukaryota; Metazoa; Porifera; Demospongiae; Tetractinellida; Geodiidae.
CACCGCAUCAACGUCGACUGAAAUUUGAGCAGGCUGUAACUCUGACCCCGUGGUUUUUGGCUUCCCAGACGGUGGGGGCCGAAUUUUUACCGGGGGGCCCGACACGACAACCUGGGAAAAUGAGGGGGUCGAGGAGCCAAUUUUCCCCGCACUUUGACCCUUGAGAGUUGCACUUUCCGGAGGGUCGCCAUCAGCAUUGGAAGAGAUGGUGGUUGUGGAUUGCGUAGUUGACGAUGUCAUUAUAGCCGACGAUGAUGUCGUGGUUGUUGUCGUCGCCGUGGGUGAUUUGGGAGUGUGUGUGUGGUUUUGUGAGGGGGGUGGGGAGGUGGGGGAGGGAGAGACCUGGGGGAGACAGAGCUGGUUUACGACCCUUGUUGAUGAACUGUGAAAAGGAACAAUCUGAGGAGAUAGAGAGGAGAGGAAGGAGGAAGAGGGAGUGUGAGGGAGAAAGAGAGGAGAGGAAGGAGGAAGAGGGAGUGGACACGAGGAGUAGGGGAAGGGGGGAGGUAAAUGUAAGGAAAUGGAGGAGUCAACGGCAGGACAGUUGAGACAGCAUUCUAUGUUCCUAUAAUAGUACUUAACACAUCA